AAUCCCUGUCUGGACAAAAAUAUUACUCCUGAAUUUACCGAAUUUCUUCCCUAAUUUGGUUGAAGAUUUUAACAAAAAGUCAUGAAUACGUUGAAGAUGACUAUGCUGAAUCACGCAGCAGUUGAAGCACUGUGUUCAGCCUCGUAUCUUGAGAAUUUUUUGGAUUGUUUGGACUCGCUUCCAGAUGACCUGCAGAGAAAUGUUUCCCAGAUGAGGGAACUGGAUGUCCAGUACAACGACCUUUUGAAAGACAUCGAACACUAUCGCGACAAUUACAAGAAGGAGGCAGAUGCUGUGAUGAAGAAAAGGACGUUGCAUCAGAUUCAAAGGGCGCUACUGAAGUGUCAAGAACUGGGUGAUGAGAAACUUCAAGUCGUCUCGCAGAUUAUUGAAAACAUUGAAAACCGUAGUCGCCAAUUGGAACAAGAUCUGGAAAACUUGGACCCUGCAGCAAAUAAAGAUAUAGCAGAGCCGCAAGAGAAACACGAGAAAGAAGUCAAAGAAACUACGCCAGUCGUAGUACCCCCAGUUACUACGCCCAUCGCGACGCACGUUGCAGCCGUGAAAGCGGUAAAAGAAGUCGUUGACAAGCAGGAGAGGCCUGGACACAAGCGCCAGAGACGCCAGAGGACACAUCAUGAUAGUGUAGCGAAAGAGGAAGAGAAAAAGACGAGCAAGGAUGAGAAGGACAAGCCAAAGAAAAAGAAGAAAAGGAAAACGAAGAAGGAAAAAGAAGGCGGUCAGUCUCCAACGGAAGUGCCAAUCGAUCCUGAUGAACCAACAUACUGCCUUUGUGAACAGGUGUCUUACGGUGAGAUGAUAGGAUGCGACAAUGACAACUGCCCAAUCGAAUGGUUCCAUUUCAACUGCGUGGGACUCACAAACAAACCAAAAGGUAGAUGGUACUGCCCUAAAUGUCGUGGUGAUCGACCGAAUAUGAAGCGACCUGACUUGAAGUGAUCAGUGACACUGGCAUUUAACUUUAGGCCACACCAAGUUUAAAGUUGUUUGGAGAGUGGGCCAAUUUUCUAUGAGUAUUGAAUUGGUGUGGCCUUUGGGGUGACAUUUUUGGUUGUUUUCAAUAUGGUUGCAAAGAUCUUCUCAUAUUGCAUUUAGCUGGUGCACCUGGAUUGUGCUUCAACUGGUGCCAAGGAUGUGACGUAAUGUCUUGGGAACGAGAUUAUUUGUGCCUCGGCCCCUGGUACUUGGUUUAUCAAGUGUAGAUUACUAAUUACUUGUGUCAAUCACAUUGAAAUGUUGGAGUAAAUCCGAUGGAAGGUCGUGAGAUGGCAGUGGCUGUCAGUUUUCUGUGGGUGUCGAAGGUUUGUUAGACCAUGUUUCGGGCACCUCAUUGUGUCUAUAACGAAUUCCAUCAUAAAAUCUAUGAUGUUGUUUCAACAAUAGAAUCUAUGACGGGCCAUCAUAGAAUCUGUGACAGGCCAUUAGAGAAUCUAUGACAGGCCAUUAUAGAAUCUAUGACAGGCCAUCAUAGAAUCUAUGCUGGGCCAUCAUAGAAUCUAUGACAGGCCAUUAUAGAAUCUCUGACAGGCCAUCAUAGAAUAUGAUGACGGGCCAUCAUUGAAUCUAUGCUGGACCAUCAUAGAAUCUAUAACAGGCCAUUGAUGGGCCAUCAUAGAAUCUAUGACAGGCCACCAUAGAAUCUAUGACAGGCCACCAUAGAAUCUAUGACAGGCCAUUGAUGGGCCAUCCUAGAAUCUAUGACGGGUCAUCAUGGAAUCUAUGACGGGCCAUUAUAGAAUCUCUGAUGAUUGAUGUCCGACAUAGAUUCUAUGUUGGAAACUUUUGCCUGUGUAAUCGAUCUGAUGUACUUUGUAACAGGAUUUCUUUGUUAACAUUGCAUUUUCAAUUCAAUAUUAAAAUUUGAUUAGGCGAAAAAUAAAGAUUCGCAUUGCAAUUCCCUCUGUGAGGGUUAAGUUACAUAAAUAUUCUCUCUUUUGUUUAAAAGUAUGGUAAGUGGUCAAAUUAGGUUCUGUCUCACAAAUAACACUGCCAUAUAGUUUGUCGUAAAUUUUUGCUAGAAGUGAAAUUUAGAGUUGUUCAGAUGGAACAGUUCCUCUUUAAUGCGGGAGACCUUGUUCAGCGCAAUGCUGGGAGGUCUUCUAUUUUAAGUCCUAUACUCUCUUCAUUUAGUCUUCACCCUGGCGAAUCCUUUCCUAACCGUGCCGAGAACCAAGCAGGCCUUCGAACUUGCCGAACUGGCCUGUCCUGGCGAAAGAAACGAGUCUUUCGGUAAUGUUAAAAAAACCAUAUUGUUGGAGUCUUUUCAAAGAAAUGGUGUUGUGUUCAUCAGGUAAUACGGUUGGUGAAGUGUGAUUUGCAUCACAUUAUAUAGAGAGAACAAUGCGUUGAAUAUUCGUCCUCUUGAUAGCAAACCCCAGGGGAGGGGAGGGGGUCACUCCCACAGAAGGGGUGCUUGCUAUGCACAUCACCUGCAGCAAGGGCUGGUAAAAAUCAAACUUCAAAGAGAUUUUAUCAACAACUUGUGCUCAGGAGCCAAGAACAUAAAGUAAAAGACUAAAUGAAUGGAAGAAUAGCUUUAUCAAUGAUAAUUUUGGUUUCACGUGUUGGAACGGUUACAAUUUUCAUUUUGAUCUGAGGAUUAUUUUUAGGAAUUUCUUCUAGAUUGUCCGAAAAGUGGGAUCGGAAGUUUUGUACAUAUUGAUUAUGUAUCUCAAAAUGAGUCAAAUAUAUUUAAAUAUUAUAUGA
Messenger RNA from Lineus longissimus, 2727 nucleotides. RefSeq names its product inhibitor of growth protein 1-like. The transcript has 5 exons. The coding region runs from base 82 to 960 and encodes 292 amino acids. The record is from RefSeq and is a predicted model, not a curated record. Gene Ontology annotation, cellular component: nucleus. Gene Ontology annotation, biological process: positive regulation of DNA-templated transcription. NCBI's taxonomy places the organism in Eukaryota, Metazoa, Nemertea, Pilidiophora, Heteronemertea, Lineidae.